Molecule: messenger RNA, 1774 nt
Organism: Mycetomoellerius zeteki
Lineage: Eukaryota; Metazoa; Arthropoda; Insecta; Hymenoptera; Formicidae
Gene: trus
Product: programmed cell death 2 like trus
Exons: 4
Coding region: 23-1282 (419 amino acids)
Biological process (GO): apoptotic process
Cellular component (GO): cytoplasm
Source: RefSeq, a predicted model, not a curated record
GAGCUACGAUCGAAUGACUUAAAUGGCUUGCGACAAUUGUACGAAGGUAUAUCUGGGAUACGAGGACGAGUACGUUACCGACAAGCACCGAUCCUUGCUCAACUUUACGACGAACAAGAUCGGCGGGCAUCCAAACUGUUAUGGGAAGAAUACAUUAUCAUCGCCACAAUGCAGACUCUGUGGCUUAUAUCAGCUCUUGGCACUCCAAUUGUAUGCUCCGUUAGAUAAUUCAAAGUACCAUCGGACUUUAUAUAUAUUUGCAUGUAUCAACUCAAAUUGCUGGAAUCAAAAUGAAAGCUGGACAUGCUUGAGAAUACAGUAUUUAGAGGAUGAAGCUAAGACUACACCGGAUUCUGGAAGCGUUAAUGUACCAUCUACGACAGCUUGGUUGUCAGAUGCAGACGAUUGGGGAGAUAGUGUAAAUGAUAAUGCAUCGGAACAAAAUGGGAAUAACAUGUUAGAAAAUGAUCCGUUACAAUUUCAUUUUUCUCUGCGUAAAGAAAUAGACCAGGAUAUACGAGAGGAAUUGUCUGUACUGCGCGUGGAUGAUCCAAAUGCAAAUAGUCCAGCAAGCGUAGACUCCCCAGUUAGCGGAGGUGCUGUAGGUCGUUUAGAUUCUCCUCAAGCUUCAGCAGAAAUUGAUGGAGAUGAAAGCGAAGUCGUAUGCAUUGAUACUCCAACGCGACCACAAUGUGAUUUAAUUAGUUUACUGCACGAAGUAACUCCGUUGCCACUACAAAUUACGAACGCGGAAACCAAGUGUUCAUUCGUCGAAAUAUUUCUCUCGGUCGACGAGGAGGAUUGCAGCAUAGAUGUGUCUCAACACGUUCGAGACUUAGUGGUUGAAUAUCAGCAUAGCAAUCCGGAUGCAUCGACCAAGUUUACGCCAGAUUCCGGCAAUCCUAAAACCAUUGAAACAGACGUGGAAAAGUACGAGAAAAGCAUUCCUAAACACGGUGAUGAGAUGUUUCACAACUUCCUUUGCAGAAUACAGAGAAAUCCUGGACAGCUGUUACGCUAUUCAAGGGAAAAUUCUGCACCAUUACUGUUAUAUCCGCUAAGCGGUUGUAUCGGUAAAUGUCGGCAUUGCGGCGAUGAGAUGACUUUUGAGUUGCAAGUUUUACCGACGAUCAUACCAAAGUUAAUAUUAAAUCCAAGAAGCGAUCGGAAUUUCCAGAUCGAGUUCGGCACUGUUUUAAUAUACACUUGCGUUAGAAGCUGUUGGUCUGCGACCGAUUCAUAUCGAGAAGAGCAUGUCGUUGUUCAAGCUGAAAGACUAUAGUUGUAAAAUAUUAAUAAGAAAAGUUACGAGUGAAGCUAAGGUUCUUCCAGUGAUCCUAUACUAUAUAGAAUUUCAUAUUUACGUCUAGGACGACUAGUCAUGUUACGUCUGUAGAAGAAUACCGUCCACCUCUUCAUGUACACAUCAAAAGUCCUAUGUAGCGAGCGAUGGUUGAUAAUAGUAAAGGCGUUGCAGAGAUAUGUAUCUCGAGCUACAUUAAGCGAUGUGAUUCGCAAUUGAAAAAGAAAGAUUUUUAGGAAUGUCUGAUAGAAGAGAGUCUAGAAUAAGAGCAUUCAUUUUACUUUUCAUCUCGAUCUUAGUAUAUAAGUACAGUGCAAGAUACAACUGUACAAUUGCUACCGACAUAUAAAUACAAAAACCUCGAUGGAAAACGACGUGUAUUCCUUCUUGGAGUGAAUUCAUAUGUAUUGUACAUUUUUACAGUUUACUUACAAUGAUUAUCUUAAUUAUAUCAUAAAAAACAGUAGGUUG